UCGUCGCAAGUCACCACGGCAUGUCGUCAUCGUCAGGCCUUCCGCCGCCGGGAUAUACCGAGCCUGUGGGCAAAGGUGUGAGUAGCGCACCUCCUCCGAUGUACUCUGAUCAAGCUCCGCUCAUCGCCAAUGAGCAUGGCCGGCGACAGGGCCCGCCGCCCGCUCCGCCGUCGCUGUGGAAGGACGUGCCCUUCGCGGUCGCCUUUGUCCUCCUCCUCGUGGCAUUCGUCGUCUUCUCGGCCGCAACGUGGAACCGCAACUUCCUCAACGAGCACAAGCACUCGGAAAACGAUGGGCAGGAGAAGUCAUCCGGGAGCGACCUCGAUCCGGAGCUGCUGCGCAAGAUGGGCCGGAUUGCGGCGUACUGCACCGGGCUGGGCCUUCUGUUUGCAGCGCUCUGGCUCCAGAUCUGCAAGCAGUUCCCGAAGCAGAUGAUCUACAUUGCGCUCAUCACCAACGUGGUCAUCUGCUUUGGCAUCGCCAUCCUGUUCUUUGCGUACGGCAUCAUCAUUGGCGGGCUCAUCUGGCUCUUCUUUGCUUGCAUCUCUGUCCUGUUCUACUUUUUCUGGCGGCGGCGGAUUCCGUUUGCGGCGCAGAUGCUGGCGACGACGGUUGGCGUGGUGCACGAGUUCCCGGCCAUGGUCGGCUUCUCGUUCCUCUCGCUCUUUGCUCUGCUGACGUGGGUGGUGAUGUGGGUCUUUGGCGCCUCGUCGGCGGCCAACAUCAACAACGCUGGGCUCUACGUCCUCUGCGUCUUUGUCUUUUACUGGGUGGCGCAGGUGAUCAAGAACGUGAUCCACGUGACCUCGGCUGGCACCUUUGCCACGUGGUACUUUUUCGCCGGCUCGGCCGAGUUCCCGGCCAACCCGACGGUGGGCGCGUUCAAGCGUGCAACGACGUACUCGUUCGGCUCAGUCUGCUUCGGCUCGCUCAUCAUUGCCGUCAUCCAGACCGUCCGCUUUGUUCUCCGCUCGGCGCGCCGUGCCAACCGCAACCAGUUUGUUGUCGCCUGCGCCGACUGCCUCCUCGGCUGCAUCGAGUCGCUCGUCCAGUACUUUAACGUCUACGCCUUUACCCAGGUCGCUGUCUACGGCAAGGGCUACCGCGAGGCUGCGUCGGACACCUGGGAUCUGUUCAAGUCGCACGGCUUUGACGUGAUCGUCAACGAUGACCUCAUCGGCUCGGUCCUCGGCUUCUCGUCCUUUGUCUCGGGCCUCAUGGUCGCCCUUGCCGCCUUUGCUUGGGGCGCUUACGAGCUCGGCACCUCGGCUCACGCCCUGCCCUACCUCAUCGUCCUUGUCAUCAUCUGCUUCUUCAUCGGCCUCAUCGAGGCCUCGACUGUCUUUGAGGUCGUCAACUCGGGUGUCGCCGCCAUCAUGGUCUGCUUCUGUACCGCGCCCGACGUCCUUCAGCAGCGCCAGCCUGCGCUCUACAACCGCUUCCGCGAGCUCUACGGCCGCCGCAUCGGCUUCUUCACUUCGGGCUAACCUGUAGUAUCCUCUCUUCCACUGGGGCUGGCCAUGUAGGCGCCCCAAUCCAAAAAAACCACUCCCCCCCCCC
Thecamonas trahens ATCC 50062 is the source of this 1560-nucleotide messenger RNA. RefSeq names its product CTL-like protein. Gene Ontology annotation, molecular function: transmembrane transporter activity. Gene Ontology annotation, cellular component: plasma membrane. Gene Ontology annotation, biological process: transmembrane transport. The record is from RefSeq and is a predicted model, not a curated record. NCBI's taxonomy places the organism in Eukaryota, Apusomonadida, Apusomonadidae. The coding region runs from base 21 to 1487 and encodes 488 amino acids. The transcript is spliced from 2 exons.